CCCCCCGCCCCGCCCCCCUCGCUCCCCCCCAACACACACACCCCGGCGAUGGUGGAGCAAAAGCGGAGGAGGAGCAGCGCGGCGCUUCACUCGACAGCAUCAGCCCCGCAGAGAGGAGCUCCACUCCCGCUACGGCUCGCCGCCACCUCCCGCCUUUUUGAUUUUUGUUCCGAGGAGGAUAAUUGCGUUUCUGGUGGCCGCCCCGUGGGAUCAUGGGAUAUAUGACCUCAUCAUUCACCUGCGAGCCUCUACACUCAGCAUAGACGUGCAAUGGACCCAGCAGCAGCAGUCCAGACGGACCACGCCCGCCACGUGACGUCGUAUGACGUCACCGGCAGCCCGCCGGCGACGCCCCGCCCCUCCCGCGAGGACGGCGAUCAGACGGCGGCGCAGAAAAGAGUUAAGGCCAAAGGCAAGCUAGUGCGCAGCGUGGCCGUGUGCGACGACGAAUACGCCAAGGAAGAAGACGUUCAGACGCCGCCGGACGACGGCGGCGAAAUUGGCGGCGCUUCCUGUCGGGAGGAGGAAGUGGAGAAGACGAGCCCGCUUUCCAAAGUGCAAAAGAUGCUAGAGAGCGGCGGCAGCAGCGUGUCGUACCGCGACUCGACGGGCGUGGACCUCCAUCGCUUCAUCGUGGACACGCUGAACAGCAACCCGAGAGACCGCAUGAUGAUGCUCAAACUGGAGCAGGACAUGGUCACCUUCAUCACGGGAGACAGCGCGUUCAAGAAGUUCCCGCACAUGUCGUCGUACCACCGCAUGCUGGUGCACCGCGUGGCCGCGUUCUUCGGCAUGGAGCACAACGUGGACCAGACGGGAAAGUCGGUCAUCAUCAACCGCACCAGCAGCACGCGCAUACCCGAGCAACGUUUCCUGGAUCAGGUUCAGGAGGACAAGGCCACGGAGAUCCAACACUGGAAAACCAUUUUGAAGCGCGACAGCAGCUCGGAUGAGCAGACGCGACGCUACACCUCGCGCGACAAACAAAACAAGUCUGUGGAGGAGCGAGAGGAAGAGUACCAAAGAGUGCGCGAGAAGAUCUUCAGCCAGGAGCAGCCUGUCUGCACACAGGAGGGCGGCCAUGUUGAGAGCAGGUCCGCCGCCGAGGAGUGCAACCCGUACGCCGAGACCCAGAGGAGAAGGCAGCUCUUCAGGGGGAGCCGCGACAGCUCGGGCUCCAGCUGGACGGGCGGCAGUCGGCACAGCAGCACCGACACCGACUGUCGCUACGGCAACGAGCCCCGGCCGUGGAGCAGCACCGACUCGGAUUCGUCCACGUACCGGCGGAGCGCCGAGCCCCGCCCCCCCCGCGCCGCCAAUCCCGGCCGGGAACCCCGCGGCGCAGCAGGCUCCGUCUCCCUCUUCAGGCUGCCCUGCGAGCCCGCCGCCACGGCCGAGCCCGCCCCCCACCCCGCCUACGUCCUGGACAACGGCAUCCCGCCGGGAAGCAUCCUGGUCAACCCGCACACCGGACAGCCUUUCCUGAACCCCGAUGGGAGUCCCGUGGUGUACAACCCGCCUUGCGCUCAGCAGCCAAUCAGGAGCCAGCCGCAGGCAGCGCCGGCACAGCAGCCGCCGCAGCAGGUGUACUCGUCCGUCGUGUACACGGCCCCGCAGAUGUUGCCCGUGGCUCCCUCGCAGCCCUUCGCCGCUGUUGAAGACCUGUCGCAGCAGUUCGCCCACGUGGCCGUCAGCUGUCAAUCGGCGGGGGAAGCCACGCCCCUUUACCCCGCCGCGCAAGGCUUCGGGUUCGCAGCUCCGCCCCCUGCCGCCCCACAGCAAGCUCCGAACCCCCACGGCUACUGCCAGCCCUCACCGCAGGUGCCUUCCUUCUACUACAGCCAGUAUCCUACCUCAGCGCAACAGUCGGCGAAGGCCGCCUCCCCCGGCUGCGCCGCAGGUUAUGCCCCCGUGGCGGGCGUCCCGCAGCAGCAGUCGUACGCGACCGUGACGCCGCACCACUGUAGCGUGCUUCAGGGUGCAGUGACCGUCUACCAACCCAGUAAAGUCGGCGAGGCGGGAUACUGCUGCGUGGUGGCCCCGGCGCCGCCCCCCCACUGCGGGCCCACCUGGACCGCAUAACACCGAUCUCACACACACACAUGCGCACGCGCACGGAUUUAAGGCAUGUUCACACAAAGCGCUCUCACGUUAACGCACUGUACCAAAGCUUCUUUGUACAUCUAGACAUUUCUAUAUAUUCAACACAAAGCUGCUGUAUUGAAUGCAUAAUUUAUACUAUACACACAAAAUGGAGUUUUAUAUUGAUAUGACUAUAUUGUGAUUGAUUGACGCCCAAAAAUGCACUGUGUGAAAACUGUGAAUAUAUUCAAUAAACGCACGUGGCGAGAUCGCGUUUUAUGGAUGCA
Molecule: messenger RNA, 2369 nt
Organism: Phyllopteryx taeniolatus (common seadragon)
Lineage: Eukaryota; Metazoa; Chordata; Actinopteri; Syngnathiformes; Syngnathidae
Gene: arpp21
Product: cAMP-regulated phosphoprotein, 21
Exons: 20
Coding region: 271-2082 (603 amino acids)
Cellular component (GO): cytoplasm
Molecular function (GO): nucleic acid binding
Source: RefSeq, a predicted model, not a curated record